GAGCACAUAUUUUUAGUCUCAAAAUCGUCUUGACUACACAUUAUUUACAAAUGGCGACCAUUGUAAUUGUAAUUUUUGCUAGUGAUUAGCGUGUAACAAAGUACCACUUAAGCUGCAAUUGAAAUCAAAUAUCAGGCAACAUAGCAAAUGGACAACCGAAAAAAGGGGAAAGAACCAGCUGCUGGGAAAGGCCAUGGCUGUCGAGCUCCAGAUUCAACAGCAAGCAGAAAUCAGGCUUCUACCAGCAGCAGAGCUUUGGUACCAGCAGGCAGUCAUGCUGUAGCUAGAGGCACACCCUUUGAUGGCAAACAACUAGCAUUUACAAAGAAGGGAGACAUGCUAGUCCCAGAAGGCUACAGUAUGCGAGUAAUCAAACCAGCAGAAAAAUAUGAUGUCACAUCUUUUGCCCGUGCCAUGAAUCCUGAUUUUGCUCCAAGGCUGAAACAAUUAUUUGACCUUGAAACUGAGGCUGCAGUUGAAGCACAAAAAACAGGGAUUUACAUUGGCUGGAGAUGUCCUGAGUUCAAAUAUGACUGCCAGCGAGUGAACAAGAAGUCAAGAUGCUUUUGUGAUCAUUCGCUGGAGGAACAUGACAAGUUUACAGGCAAAAGUGUUAGAGUGCCUUGUAAAGUUCAAGGAUGCCCUUGCAAAACGUAUGCGUGGAUUCCAAAUCGUCCUGAGGAUAUUGGAGAGUUCUGGCAUCAGCGCCGCAGAGAUUUUGAUCCAUCUAAGUGGAGAGCAAAAUGCAAGUGCAAGCACACACACAUCUUUCAUGACCCGGUUACCAGAAAGUGCAGAACACAAGGGUGUGGCUGCAGUCAUUUCUCCUCUGACUUCCUCUGUGCCGCUUGCAACAGGCACUAUGAAGAACAUGAAACGUUUUUUGAUACAGAGGAUUCUCGUCAGCAGGGUUUGCCCGUUGGUCAAGAUUGGCUACCAUUUGCUGAAAUGCCUGAUCUACGCAACAUUGCACUCACUGGUGAAGAGGCCAAUGACUCCAGAUACCUAGCGCUUACCCAGGGUGAAGGUUCCAUUCCACAGGGGUCAAGGCCAUCUGGCAAUGAUGCAGUAGUAAACUUUGGAGCCAGUAGCAGUCGUGGUGGUGGAAAGAGUGGAUUUCGGCCAGUAUAUGACUAAAGCUGAAAGUCAGGCGGUUGUAGAUUUCAACCUAAGGCCAAAAAACUCCCCACAAACAAUGAGCUAAUGUUCAUUUUUAUUCUGAGCAAAAUGUAUACAGAAAUCUACCUUUGUGAGAUUAAAGCAGAUUUUAUUAUUUUUGGGUCAGCCAUAAUAAGAACAUUUGCCAUAAAAGAGAUUUCAUGUUAACCAUCAUAAGCAUGAUUAGAGUAUCAAACUAUGAAAAACUGGAAAAAUACAAGUGUAGACAAGGAUCAUCCCAGUGCAUUAAAAGACAUUUUUGUGCAAGGCUUUCGCAAAAGUCUAAGGGAGUACUGCAGAGAGAAAGCACAAAAUUAGAUUAUAUUCUUGCUAAAUUGUGAUAUAUUUAUUGUAAAUGUUUAUAUAGAAUUUGUUGACUUGCUUUUUUUUCUUUCAAACUGCAUUUUCACAACUAUUGUGAAGAUUAAUUUGCCUGUGAUCAGUAGAACAAAACAUUAAUUCAUCAGAAAAAUGACAGUAUGUGGGAUAGUGCAUUCCAUAUAUUAGCAUGUCAGCUACAGGUAUGAUCAGUUAAGCAAGCUAUACACCAAAUCAGUGUGUGACUUCAGUUUGGUUCAUAAAGAAUUCUUCAGCUACUUUUUUUAUCCACUUAUGUACACAUAAGGAUAAUGCAUAUCUGAUCACCUUGUUCAUUUUAUGUUUAAAAUCAAUUAAAUACAUUGCUUUUAGAUAGUCUGAAUGCUUUUUUUGUUGAUAUUUGUUCAAUGCUGUUGCCAAAUAUACACCUUAGCUUCAGAGCAAAAUAAAAUUUGACAAUGUUUGCAGGUGCUGGGGAGUAAAUUCUCCUGUCUGUUGCAGAAUGUUCUCUACUGUUACAUCAUACUAUUUGUAUUUUAUUUUUAUAAUUUUAGAACAGUAUUCUAACAAAAAUUGUUUCUGUUUUCCAAAUAUGUAUUCAAUAUUUUUGGUUGAAAAGUUUUUUAAGUAUUUAAGAUUUCUGUUCUAAGCCAAGAAGAAAGUGUACAUUUUGACACAAUUGACACUCUAUAAGUCUGUUAAUUUUUAUAGGGGAAGGGGUGUGUGUGAAAAAAUAAAACUUUACAUCACACAUGUAGAUGCAGGCACACACAUACAAAGACACACAGAAAGAAAGAAAUCUUUUCCUUUCAAAUUUAUCUUAAAUUUACUGUAAAUUGAAAAAAUAUGACAAGAAUUUGGGGUAAAAAUGAACAGAAAUUUUUGACACACCAUUAUAUAAUAAUGCAGUCAAAAUAAAGAGUCCCAUCUGUUAAUAAAAACUACUUUUUAGAACAUUUUUUAAUUUUAAUGUUACCUUCUGAGCAACCCAUUAGUAUGUAUGUGAAAAAAAAAAUCAAAAGUAAAAAACAAAGUUCCUCACCAUAGCUUAUGCAGCUUACUGGCCCAGGU
This is a messenger RNA of Pomacea canaliculata, 2547 nucleotides long. Its product is annotated as protein FAM221B-like. Lineage: Eukaryota; Metazoa; Mollusca; Gastropoda; Architaenioglossa; Ampullariidae. The record is from RefSeq and is a predicted model, not a curated record.